Molecule: messenger RNA, 1640 nt
Organism: Mollisia scopiformis
Lineage: Eukaryota; Fungi; Ascomycota; Leotiomycetes; Helotiales; Mollisiaceae
Product: folylpolyglutamate synthase
Exons: 3
Coding region: 198-1634 (478 amino acids)
Biological process (GO): tetrahydrofolylpolyglutamate biosynthetic process
Cellular component (GO): mitochondrion; cytosol; cytoplasm
Molecular function (GO): ATP binding; tetrahydrofolylpolyglutamate synthase activity
Source: RefSeq, a predicted model, not a curated record
CAUCAAUGUCAGAGGAUCAUGGAAAUACACCACGCUCAGCUACUCGAUGAGAGGAAUGGAUGUCCCUAAGUUUAGUUCUUUAAGCGUGAUUAAGCGCACACCAAUUGCACCUGUAUAAAACCACCUCCUGCCAUUCUCUUUCCAUGUUCGUGACAAAGGACAGUGGACAUUCCUAGAAAUUAGAGCGAGCUCUAAGAAUGCCCAUAAUGGAUAAAAGUUAUACGAGAGCAGUGGAGCUCCUCAAUGCUCGAAUACGGCCACAGAGAUCAAACGUUCCAGCUACUCUUACUACAGGGCCGAAGCCAACCUUGAACGGCGAGGCUCAAUUGACUGGAGUACCCAGCAUAUCUGGUAUGAAGGAGUGGUUGAGAGAACUUGGCCAUUCACCUGAGGAUAUAAAUCGACUGAACAUAGUUCACGUAGCUGGAACCAAGGGCAAAGGGAGUACGUGUGCGUUCAUCGAGUCAUUUCUACGGAGCCAUGGAAGGAGAACUGGAUUCCCUAGAAAGACCGGACUCUAUACCUCACCCCACCUAAUCCACCCAGAAGAAAGAAUACGAAUCAACUUCCACCCCAUAUCGCGAGACCUAUUCGCCCAGUAUUUCUUCGAGGUAGAAGAAAUCCUAUCUAAAGGCAAGGGCAGAAGACCGCGACACCUCCAACUGUAUUUCAUAUUCGCCCUCCAUGCAUUCAUCCGAGAAGGUGUAGACGCAGCAAUCAUCGAGACUCACCACGGCGGAGAAUACGACUCAACAAACAUCAUUGAGAAACCAGUCGUCACCUGCAUCACCACCUUAGGACUCGACCAUAUCCAGCAACUCGGUUCGUCCCUGGAGAGUGUAGCAUGGCACAAAGCCGGAAUCUUUAAGCCCGGUGCCCGCGCUGUCUCCGCGCCGUCCGCCGGGGACGCAAAAUCGAUGAUCCGGGCCCGAGCCGAAGAGAAAGGGGUCUCGCUAGAAUUCGUGAAGCAAGAUCCUGUCCUCCCGGAAGGCACGAUACCACUGAAGCCCGACAUUCUCCGAACCAAUUGUAGUGUAGCCAUCUCCGCCGCGAGAGCCUUUCUCGAGCAAACCACCCGCGGAGAGCCUUCCCCGCUCAGUGAUGAGGAUAUUGUCGAGGGUAUAAAACAAUGGUCGUGGCCUGGACGAUUCCAGAUCGAGGUCGAGGGGUCGAAUACUUGGUAUCUGGAUGGAGCACACAACGAGAUUAGCCUGACGAAAGCUGCUGAAUGGUUCAUUGAGACUGCCCAACCUGACACAGCUAUUGGAGCCAACAUCCUGAUAUUCGCCCAGAUCACAAAGGUUAGAGAAGGGGGACCUGUGGUAGAGUGUCUGGCUAGAGCUUUGGGAGGAUAUAUUAAGCACGUAAUCUUCACAACGUAUCGUAAAAACAAGGAUUUAGAAGUGAGGACGGAGGAAAAGGACUUUGAUAUGGCCCAAUUGCACGGGGGGUAUACAGAGGUUUGGAAGAAGGUUCAACCCGACGCUGAUAUCGUCAUUGAGGAGAAUGUAGAAGGAGCAUUGGAAGCUGCGAGAAGAAUUGGCGAAAAGCACGGUGGUACGAUGAGGACUUUUGUCACUGGAAGUCAGCAUUUGGUAGGCCCCGCACUUCAAUUGAUCAAGAAUAUCCCGUAGGACGAC